Cucurbita maxima (winter squash) is the source of this 2400-nucleotide messenger RNA. RefSeq names its product probable serine/threonine-protein kinase WNK9. Gene Ontology annotation, cellular component: cytoplasm. The coding region runs from base 218 to 2314 and encodes 698 amino acids. The transcript has 7 exons. NCBI's taxonomy places the organism in Eukaryota, Viridiplantae, Streptophyta, Magnoliopsida, Cucurbitales, Cucurbitaceae. Gene Ontology annotation, molecular function: ATP binding; protein serine/threonine kinase activity. Gene Ontology annotation, biological process: intracellular signal transduction; protein phosphorylation. The record is from RefSeq and is a predicted model, not a curated record.
UUUCAAUCUUCAUCUUCUCCGCUCAGUCACUCGAAGAGGGUUAUGCAAAAAAAUAUUGGUUCAUUUUAUAAAAUCCCUCUUCUCUCUCUUCCUCUCUCUCUCCUCCUUGUAGAGCGUGUGUUCAUGAGCUAAUGAACAACCCUUUUCGAUUUCCAUCCUAUUAAACAAGAUUCAACAGCUCUGAUGUUGAAAAAUUUUGUAUGAACACAAGAAAACAAUGGAUGGUUUCUCAGAUCUUGAGCCCGAUUGCUCUGAAUUCGUUGAAAUUGAUCCCACUGGCCGAUAUGGCAGAUAUAAUGAAAUUUUAGGAAAAGGGGCUUCAAAAACAGUUUACAGAGCUUUUGAUGAGUAUAAUGGAAUUGAAGUAGCUUGGAAUCAAGUGAAACUCUAUGAUUUCUUGCAAAGUCCUGAAGAUCUGGAACGACUUUACUGUGAGAUUCAUCUUUUGAAGACAUUGAAACAUAGAAAUAUUAUGAAAUUCUACACUUCUUGGGUUGAUAUUGCUAAUAGAAACAUCAAUUUUGUUACUGAAAUGUUCACUUCUGGUACUCUUAGACAGUAUAGGUUGAAGCAUAAACGAGUUAAUAUUAGAGCUGUGAAGCAUUGGUGUAGGCAGAUUUUGAAGGGGCUUCAUUAUUUGCAUAGCCAUGAGCCUCCUAUCAUCCAUAGAGAUCUCAAGUGUGAUAAUAUCUUUGUUAAUGGUAAUCAAGGGGAGGUUAAGAUUGGUGAUCUUGGACUUGCUGCUAUUCUCAGGAAAUCUCAUGCUGAUCAUUGUGUAGGAACACCAGAGUUUAUGGCUCCAGAAGUGUAUGCAGAAGCAUAUAACGAAUUAGUCGAUAUUUACUCAUUCGGGAUGUGCGUUCUCGAGAUGAUAACGUUCGAAUAUCCAUACAGCGAAUGCACUCAUCCUGCUCAGAUCUACAAGAAAGUCGUAUCCGGGAAAAAACCAGACGCCUUGUACAAAGUGAAAGAUCCCGAAGUGCGACAGUUCAUCGAUAAGUGUUUGGCAUCGGUUUCAUUUCGACUCUCGGCAGCACAGCUUUUGAGUGAUCCUUUCCUUCAAGUCGAUAAUGGCGAAUAUGAUCUAAGACCUGUCAAUUACGGGAGAGGAUUCGACGAUGUAUGCCCUCUUAUAAGACGUGACAGCUCCUUUUGUAAUGGAUAUCCAUAUGAUUAUAGUUUCGAAGCUUCGAGUGAAUCGGGUUACCAUCCGAUUGAUCACGAAACCAAUGGAAUCGAGCUUUUCGAGUAUUAUGAAGGUGAACAUUCUGAAGAUGUUGAUAUUAGCAUUAAAGGGAAGAUGAGAGAAGAUGGUAGCAUCUUCUUAAGACUCAGAAUUACUGAUAAAGAAGGACUUAUUAGGAACAUUUACUUCCCGUUCGAUGUCGAGACGGAUACAGCAUUAAGCGUUGCAACAGAAAUGGUAGCGGAGCUAGAUAUUACAGAUCAAGACGUGACGAGAAUUGCUGAUAUGAUUGACGGAGAAAUCGCUUCCUUGGUUCCCGAAUGGAGACCAGGUCCGGGAAUUGAGGAAACGCCUCGUUUUGCUUGUCAUAAUUGUGCUACUACUUCUUACAACAAUGCUUCAUCAAAUGGUCUUUCAUUGAGGAAUCCUGGUGGAAAAAACUUGGACCUAGCUCAAUGUUGUGGACAUCGAUAUGCUUCAAUACACGGUCGUUUCGAGGAGAUAAUGUAUCAAGCUGAUGAAUCCGAGCAUCAUCCAGUAGAGGGUGCACCGAAUAUAUCAAGCUUGAAUUAUCCUGAAAUAUGGGGACGUCACGAAAGCCGUGAACUUAGCUCAAUGAGCUCACGACACAGCCACUCGGAUGAAGAUUACGAGAAAACAGAUCGACCAAGUAUGGUCACGGAUGCGAAAGAAACGAUCAUGGAAAGUAAAACCGCUCCUAAUACGAGAACGUCGCUUAGGGACCUGAUGAAUUCCCUUUCUUUCUUGGAAAUGCCUUCGUUAUAUGAGCCUCGAGAUAUCGAUGAAAAUGAUGCCCAGCAAGAACUGAGAUGGAUUAAGGCAAAGUACCAAAUGGAAUUAAACAAGCUCAAAGAACAAAAAAUGGAGAAUGGGACACUGGUAGGCCACGACCAAACCCUCGACUGGUCCGAUCGAGAUACGAACCGAAAUAGUACCGAGAGCCAUGUUUAUAUCAGUAAUAGCUGUUACGGUUCAGAUGCUCGGAAGGUCGUGGAAUCGCCUGUCGUGGAGAAGGUUGUCACGGCUAAAAAUGCCUGUAAUGGUUCAUUGCUUCCAAGCUCUCUUCAUAGAGCAAUCUCUCUACCGGUUGAUGCUGUUCAUAUGUAACAAUGUGUAAGGCCACUCCUUGUAUUCUUUUAUGGAUUCUAUACACUAAAACAAGUCAAAUAAAUAUAUCACAUUCACCAUUUCUU